Messenger RNA from Desarmillaria tabescens, 2152 nucleotides. RefSeq names its product cytochrome P450. The transcript has 14 exons. Lineage: Eukaryota; Fungi; Basidiomycota; Agaricomycetes; Agaricales; Physalacriaceae. Bases 307 to 2016 code for a protein of 569 amino acids. Gene Ontology annotation, molecular function: iron ion binding; monooxygenase activity; heme binding. The record is from RefSeq and is a predicted model, not a curated record.
AUGCUUUGUACCGCUCGGUGUCGGACGGAGAUCACAACACCGAUAUCUUGAUUCUCAACGCGACAGUAUCAGUCAGUGUACAAUGAGCAGCCCGACUGCCUUCUACACCGACUCGGAAUCUGAAGCUGAAGGCAUGAGGUCUGGCUGUGUUUGAUUAGGGCUGCUUAGGCGUCGCUGAUUAAGGCUGAAUCCGCGUCGGAUAACUUCAGAAGACCCUCGUAUCCUUUUUUCACGCGAUCGUGGCGAGGUACUUACUACCACUCUGGGUUUUGUAGAGCAGGUCGGUUGCUAUUUUCGCUGUAUUCAAUGCGGCAAGGGGAUGGGAAUUCAGAGACUAUAAGAUGGAGGUCAUACAGCCCUUCAGUCCAUAGUUUCAUAAACAUGCCUUCCCUCUCUCUUGUCCUCUCCGCCUGCGCCCUAACUCUUGCCUACGUCGUAUACAAACGUUUUACUCGCAUUUCUCUCUCUCAUGUGAAAGGGCCUGAGUCCAGCUCAUUUCUAUAUGGAAACUUUCCCGAGCUCUUACAAUCACAGGCCGGAGAAAGAGAUUUUGAAUGGCAGAAGACCUACGGCGACGUUAUUCGCAUUCACGCACCACUCGGAGGAGAACGCCUCUUCAUCACCGACCCUAAAGCUUUGUCAUACAUUUAUCAGUCUGGUUACAACUUCAUCAAGUCGCCUAGCCGAAGUGCUCUAUCCCGCAUUACUCUUGGUCCCGGACUUCUCAAUGUUGAAGGCGAGCAACAUAGGCGCCAGCGAAAGAUUAUGACACCAGGAUUUGGAAGUUCCGAAGCAAAGGCCUUUGUCCCGAUAUUCUUGUCAUACGCCGGCAAGUUGGCAAACAAGUGGAGAGACAUGAUUUCUAUGGACGUAUCGGAGACGAUCAUUGUGGAUAUUCCUGAAUGGACGUCGCGAGCGACCCUUGAUGCGAUCGGUGAAGCUGCCUUUGAUUAUCAGUUUGGAGCUCUCGACAACGCAGAGAAUGAACUCGCGAACACCUACACCAAUCUCGUGUUCCACGUUUUCGGUAUUCCUAAACCCAAAGAUAUUCUGGCUUUGAGCAUUAUGGACAUGCUUCCGGAUUCGUUUGCUAGGUUUAUUGUCAGGAAUGCUCCUUCGCCUCGGUUCGAAGUUGGAAGGAGGACUAACAAAUUGACAACUCGGGUUGCAAAGCAAUUGGUAGCAGAGAAGUAUGCGGCUCUGAAAGAGGGUAAAGCGAGUAAAGACCUCAUGAGUCUGAUGGUCAAAGCCAACGCAUCAGGAAAUCCCGACAUGCGCCUAGAGGAAGAUGAACUUCUUGCUCAAAUGAACAUCAUUGUAUUUGCCGGGCACGAAACGACAUCGAACACACUCUCUUUCGCUCUGCUCGAGCUCGUGGCACACCCCGAGUGCCAGACCAAACUUCGCCAGGAAAUCCGAGAGACACAGCGCAAAAUGCACGCCGUUGGCAGGGACGAGUUUACCGCUGCUGAUUUCGACGCUAUGCCAUACUUGUCUGCUGUGGUCAAGGAAACGCUCCGCAUGCACCCAGUCGUGUACAACGUAUUCAGAAUCGCCACAAAGGAUGAUGUCCUUCCCCUCCACAAGCCCAUUACUACGAAGACUGGGGAGGUGUUGACCGAACUCCCAAUCCCGGCGGGUCUGCAGGUCAUCAGCUCAAUUGCCGGCUAUAAUAGGAGCAAAGAAGUUUUCGGAGAAGAUGCGGAUGUCUUCAAUCCUGAAAGGUGGUUACACAAGGAAGGGAAGCCCGCGGUGUCUCUUGGUGUUUAUGGCAACAUGUUCACCUUCGUUGGCGGACAACGAUCCUGCCUCGGUUGGCGUUUCGCUGUCAUGGAGCUGCACUCUUUUAUUGUGGAACUUGUCAACUCCUUUGAGUUUUCUCUUACUGAUGGCAUGGACCCUUCGCGCGUACGACGGGAAUCCUGCUUUAUCAUGAUGCCAACGAUUGAAGGCGAACAAGAGAAGGGGUCUCAGCUGCACAUGAAGGUUCGGGUUGCCCCGUCUGAUGAAGAUUAAGUAGGGAAAUUUCUUUCUAACUACCAAUAUAAUAACGAUAGACUAAUACUUGCAAUAAUGUGCAAUUUAUUUGACUCGAAAUCGAUAGGGCAUUCAUGUUACACCGGGUUGCAUCAGAAUCACACCUUCCGACGAU